UCAAUGAAGUUAUCUUGAUUGAUAUUUUGAAAUUAAAAUAAUGUGCAAUUAUAUUUUCUAUUAGUAAUAUAAGACAAUUUCACCGAGAAAUACGCCUUAUAUAUAUAUAUAGAUUAAUAAAUAACCCAAUCUUGUACAAAAUAUGAAAAUAAAAAUCACUUUGGAGAUCGUCUCGCUGAAGACCAGGCCACAAUGGUUAUAUAGUUCUUCCAUAUAUAAAGCUAUAUAUUUUCCGUCUAUCUUUUCUGCAUCUCUUCUCAUUCUUAACAAUAGGAAACUGCAAUUCUUGUCAUUUUUUUUCCCGGAAGCCAAAAAUGGCUGCUUCUCGGAAACCAGCUUCACUUUCAGUGUCUUCUUCAUCCCCUCUUCCAGACCCUUCUCGAACCUUCAAUUCUCCACAACAUACACCACACUUUUCUCUCUCCUCUGAUCAAUUUCAGUAUUGUUCUCGUGCUCUCGACUUUCUCCGGAACAAAUGGGAAGACCCUCUUAUCAUUCAACGCGAAUUUGAUUCUCUCGAGGAAAAAAGAAUAAGAUCAUCUGACAUGAGAAGACUCUGCACAGUGGCACGUGAUCCUGUAAAUUUGAGUAAAAAUCGCUACACGGAUGUCUUACCAUUCGACAGCACCAGAGUUGUUUUGAGCUCAUGUAAGGACUAUAGACCAUCAGCCCAGGGUUACAUUAAUGGAAGCUUUGUAAAGAGUCCAGCAGAAAGUGCUGCUCAGUUUAUAGCCACACAGGGUCCGUUGCCACAUACAUUUGAAGAUUUCUGGGAAAUGGUUUUUCAGUAUAGAUGCCCCGCAAUUGUGAUGCUGACACGGUUGGUUGACAAUUACAAGAUGGUGAAAUGUGGUGAUUAUUUUCAAUCCGAGGAUGGUCCUAGGGAAUUUGGUAACAUUUCCAUUGUUACAAAAUGGACAAAGACGACCGAGAGCUCAUUAGUGUUGCGUCAGUUGGAAGUGAACAAAGCAGAGUCAGAAGAUCCAGCACUGUCUGUUUUACACAUUCAGUAUCCAGAGUGGCCAGAUCAUGGUGUACCCAGGGACUCCGUUGCUGUUCGAGAGAUUUUCAAAAGAACGUAUCAUCUACCACCUGGUGUAGGCCCCAUAGUGGUGCACUGCAGUGCUGGAAUUGGCCGUACCGGAACAUACUGCAUCAUACAUGAUGCAAUCCAAAGAAUUCUUGCUGGAGACAUGUCUGCUUUAGAUUUUGUCAAUACUCUCAAAGUUUUCAGAUCCCAGAGAGUCGGAAUGGUUCAAACACUGGAUCAAUAUUUUUACUGCUACAAGGUUGUGAUUGAUGAAUUGGAGGAGCUCAUCUCAACGUAUAAACCCGAGAAAAGUGCUUGAUGGUAUACGUUACUAACUCAUCCCGUUCUCAUAAUCUGUAAUAAACGUUUGGUUCAUGCCAUACAUAUUUUGAGUAAAUACUGUAAAUUAGAGUUAUUGCCGAUUCUGUAGAAACGGGUUUUGGGCUGCGAUUAUGUAGUUUCGUUGCUGCAGCAAAAGCUGAGUAGUGACUUUUCAAGGAAUACAGAAAGAUAGAAUGAUAAAUUCUGUAAUUAGCAGGGCCUUAUUAGUUAUUACUGCUCUGCUCCUCAUUUCUGGUUUCCGGUUCUUCGUAUAUACUAAUGGAAUAUUCAUAUUUGAAAACGAAUGCGCAUCUGAAAAUUUAGGUUCAGUUUUAUCGUUGGUGUGGACUCAA
Messenger RNA from Amaranthus tricolor (Joseph's coat), 1704 nucleotides. RefSeq names its product protein-tyrosine-phosphatase PTP1. Gene Ontology annotation, molecular function: protein tyrosine phosphatase activity. Gene Ontology annotation, biological process: protein dephosphorylation. Bases 315 to 1349 code for a protein of 344 amino acids. The transcript has 8 exons. The record is from RefSeq and is a predicted model, not a curated record. Lineage: Eukaryota; Viridiplantae; Streptophyta; Magnoliopsida; Caryophyllales; Amaranthaceae.